Molecule: messenger RNA, 7844 nt
Organism: Eublepharis macularius
Lineage: Eukaryota; Metazoa; Chordata; Lepidosauria; Squamata; Eublepharidae
Gene: ZBTB44
Product: zinc finger and BTB domain containing 44
Exons: 6
Coding region: 440-2284 (614 amino acids)
Biological process (GO): regulation of transcription by RNA polymerase II; positive regulation of gene expression
Molecular function (GO): DNA-binding transcription factor activity, RNA polymerase II-specific; RNA polymerase II cis-regulatory region sequence-specific DNA binding; protein binding
Source: RefSeq, a predicted model, not a curated record
GGAGCGGGCAGCUCGAGCGCCUGGGCCCUGCGCGCCAGCCAGCCAAGCAGCCAGUCAGCGCGUGAGUGGCCCCGUGUCGCCUCCCUCUCUCCCCCCGCCCGCGCCUCCUUCCCCUCAGAGCGCCUGCGUACGGGCGCGCGGGCCUCUGCCGCCUUCUCUUCUCCCUCCUUCCCCCGCCCCCCCCCCGCGUCGGACCUUUCGCGAGCCCAGAAGAGGCGACGGCUGUGGUGGUGGCGGCGACGGCGGCCGCCAUGGCCCAGCGGGGGCCCAAACGCGGGCCGAGAUAGGGGGGCACGCGGGAAAGGCUGGGCCUCCCCACAUAGGUAGAGGCAGACACUCACACAAGCCUUACCGGGCCCGGAAAAGGGGAGGGCCCCACCAGAAGCAGGUCCAUUUUGAUUUCUCAUACUGUGGAUUCUGGCAAAAAGCAAGAAAAAAGAUGGGCGUCAAAACAUUUACCCACAAUUCCCCAGCACACAGUCAGGAGAUGCUUGGAAAGCUGAACAUGUUGCGUAAUGAUGGGCAUUUUUGCGACAUCACAAUUCGUGUCCAAGACAAAAUCUUCAGGGCACACAAAGUGGUAUUGGCAGCCUGCAGUGACUUUUUCCGUUCCAAGCUGGUUGGACAAGCAGAAGAGGACAGUAAAAGUGUAUUGGACUUGCAUCAUGUGACUGUAACUGGUUUCAUACCUCUUCUGGAAUAUGCAUACACAGCAACAUUGUCUAUUAACACAGAAAAUAUUAUUGAUGUUUUGGCUGCAGCUAGCUAUAUGCAAAUGUUCAGUGUUGCUAGCACCUGUUCGGAGUUCAUGAAGUCAAGCAUUUUAUGGAACACUCCCAGUAGCCAGCAAGAAAAGGUGCUAGAUACAGGACAGGAAAACAGUGCAAACUGCAACUUUACCUCUCGAGAUGGCAGCCUUUCUCCAGUUUCUUCAGAAUGCAGCAUGGUAGAAAGGACCAUUCCUGUUUGCCGAGAGUCACGGCGGAAGCGCAAAAGCUACAUAGUCAUGUCGCCUGGAAGUCCGCUUAAAUGUAGCACUCAAACAAACUCCCCACAGGUUCUGAAUCCUUCAGCUUCCUAUGCAGAGUCUAGAAGCCACCCCGUAGAUUCUUCCUUGGCUUUUCCUUGGACUUUCCCUUUUGGAAUCGACCGAAGGCUUCAGCCAGAGAAGGUGAAGCAAGUAGAGAACUCUCGGACUCUAGAAGUACCUGGCCCAGCUGACGCAUCCAGAAGAAUGACUGAUUAUAUGACUUGUGAGAGCACAAAGGUCAGUUCCCCUCUGGUGAUUGAAGAAGAUGUGCGUGUCAAAGUGGAGAGGUUAAGUGAUGAGGAAGUUCACGAGGAAGUGUCACAGCCUGUCAGCGCAUCCCAAAGUUCUCUGAGCGAUCAGCAGACGGUUCCUGGAAGUGAGCAAGUUCAGGAAGAUCUUUUGAUCAGCCCGCAGUCAUCUUCUAUAGGUUCAAUAGAUGAAGGAGUCACUGAGGGAUUGCCAACACUCCAAAGUACCUCUGGUGGUAAUGUUCAUGAUGAUGAUCGAUUGGAACCUGUCCAAUAUCCUUACCAGCUCUAUAUUACUCCUUCAACCAGUAGCAUAGAGAGACCCAGCCCAAAUGGUCCUGAUAGGCCUUUUCAGUGCCCAACUUGUGGUGUUCGAUUCACUCGAAUUCAGAACCUAAAACAGCACAUGCUCAUCCACUCAGGCAUUAAACCAUUUCAGUGUGACCGCUGUGGGAAAAAGUUCACCCGGGCUUAUUCGCUAAAGAUGCAUCGCCUGAAGCACGAAGGUAAACGCUGUUUCCGGUGCCAGAUAUGUAGUGCCACUUUCACUUCCUUCGGGGAAUAUAAACACCACAUGCGGGUUUCCCGGCACAUUAUCCGCAAGCCUCGGAUUUACGAGUGCAAAACAUGUGGCGCCAUGUUCACCAACUCUGGAAAUUUAAUCGUUCAUCUGAGGAGUCUGAACCAUGAAGCGUCAGAGCUAGCAAACUACUUCCAGAGCAGUGAUUUCCUAGUACCGGACUACUUAAAUCAAGAACAAGAAGAGACCCUCGGCCAGUAUGAGCUAGGAGAGCAUGGAUUUGAAAGCAGCUCCUCUGUCCAAAUGCCUGUCAUUUCACAGGUCUCAUCAACUCAGAAUUGUGAAAGCACUUUCCCCUUGGGGCCUCUGGGUGGGUUGGCAGAAAAGGAGGAAGACGUGCCAGAGCAGCCAAAGACUAUUGUAAGUGCCGAGGCAAACCGAGAUGAACCCCCGAAAACGGGGCUCUCGGCUAUUACAAUUGAGUAAGUCAAGAGUUUGGUUUCAUUUGUGUCUUUUUGGAAAGUGCCUGUGUUUGGUCUUGUACAUUUUAAUUUAAUUUUCAGAAUUGGGGGAGAAUGUACCCCUUAUUAUUUUGUAAGCUAUGCUGUUAAAACCAUAAACUGCAAGAGACAUUACACUAUUUUCACAACCAAACAGACACGUUUUAAGGCUGAAAUGCACAGUAAAAUUCUGUCUGAACAUCACAUGCACUUCUAAAGAAAAACCAAGCACACACAAACUCCAGUUAUUCUGCAGUUAGCACUAAUCACCAAGAGAUUCUUUUUUUUCCCAUUCUGGUUUUGCAGAACUUCUUGUAAAAGAAGGGAAAUGGAUGGCUCACAAAAUAACAAGUAAUGCAUUAAAAGUCAAGCACUGAACAGACAUUUGAUGAACGUUGGUAAUCAUUUCAGUAUUUUCACUUAGAAAGAAUUUCUUUGGUCUCUUACUUUUCUUGGGCAUGCAGUAACCUGAAAUUUACAGGACCUCCUCUGUUUUUAAAAGCGGAUGAUUGAUUGGCUUUGGCAAAGCAAGGGAGGGAAUAUGCCCCAGUAUGUUCACCUCUGGUAUGCCGCUCCUUUUUGGAAACUGUUCAUUGAAAUGGCCUUACCUGGAUUUUAUUCUGUGAAGUCUAACUGUUCUCUCUAGUCAACAAAUCCUAGUGACAUUUAAUAACUUGGGAUAGUGAAAAAGAAUGACAUGGAGAGAGUUUACAAAGGGCAAAAAGAGUUUUUGUGCAUUAAUGCGGUUAUACAUCUUUGUGUGUAGUUUUAUUAGUCUGUUUUAGAUAAACCAAGCAAUUUAUUUUCUUUUGGAGGCCAAGUUUCUAACCCAAAUGGGCUUGUUUACAAAAGGCCUGUUAGCAGUGAUAAAAUGUUCUUACUCUGAAACGUUUUUAUACCCUUCCAAGCUGGUUUCAUAAAAGCCAUUACUCCUGCUACAUACAGAGCUCCAACAAGCAAUAAUCUGAAAGACUUGCCAUUUCAUCCCCCUUCCCCCCAGUUUAUGGAAGGUUAAAAACAUACGAUAAGCAUUUCAAGCCGGCAGUUUUCGUUUCGUUGCCAGUGUCUUCUGUUAUUGGUAAGGCUUAAAAAUUUAAAUUAAAAGUUUUAUAAGUUCCUUUACUUGAUUACUGUCAAGCUUCAUAAUUCAGCUAAUACAAAAAAGAUUUAUUCAAGGAAGUGCCAUUGAAUUGAAUUUCAUGUCACCAUCAUCAAAGUGAAAGAAAACUGGGAAAAGGGCUGAUAGGAACAAAAGAAUUGUUGAGUAACUGCGGAGGUCAAAUAACAGGGUUGAUAUUUUGUGCAGCAGCGCUUGAAGCCUUGAAGACGGAGGCAGUCCGUUUCCAAGGUAUGUGAUGUUUCUGCUUAUUAUAGCACAUCCAUCCAAUCAAAGUGCUCCUUGCACUUUUCCGCUAUUUUAGUAAAGGGCUUCAGAGGUAAAUACUAACCAAUUUUAAAUUUAAGUGUUCUGUUAAAUAGGUUUUUUCUUCCCGUGAAUUUUUAAACAGAUAUUUUAAAAAUAAAAAUUAAAGCAUUUUUCCAGAUUUGUAAAAAUAAUGUUUGGGGCUAGAGGUGUAUAUUCUUGAAGAACUCCAUAGCAAAGGAUUAUGGGCUUAGAAGAAGUACAGUGGUUUGCAUGGCUUCAUCAUCAACUCAAAAACCAGCAAACGAGGCCGCUCGCUAUUUGUAAAGUGAUCUUAGCAUUCUAAUAAGUAUGUUGGAACGAGUCUCAGUGAUGAACGCUGAACAGUUGCAGACAGAUUCAUGCUUUACAGGCAGGGCUUUUCUUCAGGGGGAACGGAGUUCCGGAACCUCUUGAAAAUGGUCACAUGGCUGGUGGCCCCGCCCCCUGCUCUCCAGUUUAGAUUGCCCUCCGCGCCAUGGCACGGAGGGCAAUCUAAACUCCCCUCUGUCUGGAGAUCAGAGGGCAGGGCCACCGGCCAUGUGACCAUUUUCUCUGAGGGCAACCCUCUGAGUUCCACCACCUCUUUUCCCAGAAAAAAAGCCCUGUUUACAGGUAAUGUAAAGUAUGCCUGUUUUUAGCUUCUCAUCCACAGACUCACUUGUUUUACUCACCCAUGUGCAAAUGAUACAGGAAAUACUAAAGCAGGUGAUCUACAUGAAUGGAUUUUUAGGAGAUUUAAAAUCUGGUAUCAGAUUGCAAAUUGAUUUCUGAAAGUGGAAAAAAACACUAAAAGAAGACAUUCUUAAUAGUUUGUGCUUUGAGCUCAGUCCACUGUCCUUACAAAAAUUAAAAAGUGAGCCUAGUUAUUAUUUGCAUGAACUGUAGUCUACUGUGUUGUGUCACAGUUUUUUAAAGUCCUCAUCUUGUUGUAUUUAUUUGUUAUUCUUAAUGAAGUAUCAAUUCAUAAUUCUCUCUUUUUACAAGAGAGAGGGUUUGGGGAAGGGCGGUACAUAUAAAAUGUCCCUUGAUAAAAGAACAUGCCCCUCCCCAUAGAGCUACUGGCCAAUGAAAUAAGUCUCUUUUUGUUGUUGUUUUUAGUUCCAGAAUGUUUUGUUUGUUUAACCACAGAGAGACUUCCGUUGUUAGAAAUGCUUUAUGAUAAAACACUGUGGAUUACAACUGAGGAUCAAAAAGAAGGCCAGUUUCUAACCUCUUGGCCAACCCAAAACAUUGUAGCCCCAUUGAUUUUUAAAUUGAACUUACUUCCAAGUUAAUAUGUCUUUCUUGCCAAAGUCAGAAAUAGUAAAUAGGCAUCUUGUAGCAUACUUGGCCCCUGAAAGCCUAGACAUUCUGGCCAGCCCUUUGACAAAUGCAAGUGAGGGCCAAACCAGAUGUGAUGUUGUGGACCUUUUAAACAAUACUGUGCUCCCUUAAAUAGCAGGUGCAUGCAGGCCCAACACUGACUGGGACUGAAGUGUUUCUUGAAAUAGUCUGGCUCAAAAUCGGGACCACAUGUAGCACUAUUCAAAAGGAUCACCAUUCAUGGAAUUCCCAGCCUCGCCUCUUUGGCCCUCAGUGGCUCGCCUUCACCCACCUGCUCAUCCUAAGAUCUGAAUGGACAAUUCUAAAGAGGUCUGCAGUGCAAUCUUAAACACAGUUAGAUCCUUAAGCUCACUGAAGUCAAUGGGCUGAGGAGGGUGUAACUCUGCCUAUGUUUGCAGUGCUAGUACCUAAAAGGAGAAUGAACUUACAUCCUCUGAGGUGCCACUGCAGUCUUCCUCAUGCAGAGUUUAUGAAUAAACCAACUUCCAAGUGAUUGAUCACAAAGGUUUACUACAGCCUUAAAAGUCUGGCCAUCUGUGCUUUAAAUUAAAGUAAAAAUAAGUUCAAUUUUUUUUCUAGAGCAACAUCACAAGAAUUGCAUUUGUAGGCAAAUGAUGUUUUCAGCAUAAGAUCGUAAACUUGGGUUCACUUUGGUGACAAGAGUAGAAUCCUCUUAAGCAGCUCUUGGCUCUGCGAUUACUGUCCAACUUAAUUCCUACAGUGGCUUGGUGAAGCAUUACAUCAUGUUAUCUAUCUAUCUCCCAAGUAUCAGGAUGUACUAUACAGCUUUCCCUUCCGUGGCUUGUAACAAAAAGAGCUUUAUAUUCAGAUGGAAGGCGUCUGUUCCCACAAAAUUUGGAACGAGGGACACUGACGGGGGCUAGUAUCCACACCUGACAUUUUUCUCACUUCUCUCCCACAGAAGGAGCAGAAUUGCACAGUGCCGUGAGGAUUAAAAAGGUGUUUAGGGAUUUUUUUUAAUGUGCUGACAGAUCACACUCCCUAGAGGCCCUAUGGAGAGUGCACAUACAUUGGAGAUGAGGUUACGUUUCCCCAAACUGCAAUAUGGAAUGUCAGCUUCAUGUAGCAUAAUGUCUUUCUAUCACCAGCUUGUUUCCCUUGGAUGCACGUUUGGGAAGUCAAUUUGACCUCUCUUCUCAGGCUGACCAAUUUUAUGCUCACAGUUCUAACGCUGAACAUAAUAUUCGGCUCAGUUGUUGAGAAUAGUUCUAGUUUUGGCACUUAUCCUUUGACUGAAAAGUGUAAAUGUGAAUCUUUUCUUUUUAAACGAAAGCAACGUGCCAGUGUAGCAAAAGAAAAACCUUAUAGAGAGAUGUUAUAUUUUAUAAAAAAUAUAGUCCCUAGGCCCAAAAAGAGAUUAAAAUUGUAUUUUUUUAAUAAUGCCUUUGCAAAUUUUUAAAAUAGUGGCUUUGGCCAAAUUUUUUAGUUUGUUUUUUGGUUACUAACUUUUUUCUUCACCACCCUCAAGAUAGCAGAGGGUUAGAUUCUGUCUCCUUACCACCAUCACCUUCCUUCCAUAGAGACUGCAGAACUCCUUGUAUCUAGAAUGGUUUGGAUAGCAUUUAAUACAAAGGAGGGGCAAUUUCUGCUUCUUGGUUGCCUUGCUGCAGAAGGCCUUUCUUUUCUCAUCCCAAACAAGAACAAAAUGUUACUGUUACUGACCUCCAGCUUUGCAGGAACAAGUGGUCCCUGCCCAAAUCCAGGCUAGUAUUCUGCCAUUCAUUGAGGCUUUUGCAGGGCCACGUAUGGCUGGGAAGCGGGGUAGAAAUAUAUAAAAAUAAAUACUAGAGCUUAUCAGUAGAAUCAAGCUGGUAUUAAAAAUACAAAAUCUAUUUUUAAAAUUGAGAAAAUGUGGUUUUUAAUUUUAAUCCUCUGUAUGGUAUUGAAGUACUUCAGUGGAUCUUAUAAAGCUUACCCAGGGAUCCGGCUGUGUUAAGGGUGCUUUCAUGCAGCAUUGUGAGUGAACAAGAGGGUUUGAAGACACCUCAAAAGGGGCAGGUUUUUUUGCUGCUGCUAUUCUGAUAGUCCUGACUACCAGAGGCUUGAGAUUGCUUUCUGGCUUCACUUAUGCAGUGCUGACUGUGUCUGGGUGCCUUUAGAAAAAUGGGGCAGCAAUGUAAGAAUUGAGUUCUCGGUGGGGGGGGGGGGUCUGCAGCAGCAACAGCUUGAUCCUCCCUCCCCCUUUUAACUGUGCCAGCCUUCAGUCACCAGCCGCCAUCCCGUACAGCUUCCCUUGUCCGUGCCGACCGCAGCUACACUACUUGGCAUGUUUAUUGACUUAAUGGAAAUGUUUCUUGGGUUUGUUUUUGUUUUUUAAAUGUUGAAAUACACUUUGCAUUUUAUAUACUAUAUCUGGCUAUUAGUAUUUUUCAGGAACCCAUAGUUCUCGGUGGCUAUAUAUAUAUUUUUGUGACUUUUUGUAAACUAAAGUGCCGUUUCACUGUUACAAUCAUUUUUAGAGUUCUUGUAAUCAAUGUGAAUAUCAUGGUUUUUUCAAAUCUGUUCUGAGCCUGUAGUGUUCGCUUUUGUGAUUCUAUGUGUAAUGUAUAUAUUCUGUAUAGUUACAUUGUACUGAAAUAUUAGCUUGUUUGAUAUAAGAAGAAUAUGUAUUGGGUACCUUUUUUGCUAGCCUGGUUGUUUAAUCUUUAAAAAAAACCCUUCAAAAUUUUUAAAAAAUCUCCAGACUGGUCCCAUUAUAAGUCAAAAUUAAGAGGGAAGAAAAACUAGUUUUGAGUGUCUUUGGAUAGAAACAUGAUGCUAAGAUUUUUCAUUAAAAUAUUAAUGUUUUAUGGAGUAA